CCCUACGCCGGACCGGUGCCAUGUAUGUAAGUUGCCGUCUGUGUCUGUGUGUGUGAGAUUCUUUGUCAUUAUUGAUUGACAUUGCUCUUGCUUCUGAGAUAUUUUCUUCUUCUGUUACUAUUCCUUGACUAGUAUAUGUCUUGCAACCGUGACAUCCCUCACUCACUAAGCCUCACUACUCAUCAUCCCAACAAACACUCAUCUCACUAUUCCCUACGGAGCACUCUCGAAACCGCUGAAUCCGAAACUGGGCAUCAAACAAAUUUCCAGCGCCCCGACCCGACCCGAACAAGCAUUUCACAAGCUCUCACAGCACUCUCUCCGGCCUCUCACAGGCUCUCACUGCCCAUUGACCACAGGGCAUCACAGGCAUCACAGGCCAUUACAGCCCAUAGAAGGUCCGAAGAGAACAAACCACGCACACCGGUUCCACUACUACCGCUACCUCCUUCUCACUUCGUCUCGUCUUUGGCUUGUCACCUCUGGGCUCUGACCCCAAUUGCCCCAAAUUGACCCCAAUUUGUCAAUUUUGUUCCCCAAAGUCACAGUCCCAGACAAUACAGCAACAAGGACAAGGACUGUUCCUGCCCUUUCCUCCGUCUUUUGCCUCCCCCUUCCCCGCCCCCUUCCCCUUUUGCCCCCUUCUUCCCCUCCUGCCUGUGCGUUGGGCGCCAGAAUAUGAUUUCCACUCUUUCCGUGAUAUCCCGAGCCUCGCCCAAUUCUGUUAUAUGCAGCCCGCCUCGGUCCGCCGUUCUUGGUCUUCCAAGCUCAUUGACCAGACCCAAAUUAUCUCGCCGCUCUCCUCCGCAUCCGCACCCGCACCCGCAAGUCACCACCUCAACCACUACCACAAUUCAAGCCACUCAAGUUGCUCCAGUCACAACUACUCACAUCCACUGCCGCUACCACCAUUACAAACACUAUAACCACUACUACCAACACUACUCCUCCCGCUACCCACACGCCUACAUGUCAUCACGAUCAUCAUCCGCCUCCACUCACUACACUAAUUCUCACUCGUCCUCUCCUUCUCGCUCACACCAUUACUCACAUUCUUCCCGCUCUUCAAUGGCUUCUUCUCCUCCUCCACCUUCUCUCCCCCAUAGCUCUCAGUCAUCCGCCGUUCCAACUCCUACUUCUUCAACCCGCUCUAUAUCACCACCCUCCUCCGUCUCUAGCGCUGCAUCCCUCCUCGCAUCCAGGAAACGAGUCUCACUUUCUGAGAGACACUCCUCCAGCCCCCUCUCCUACGUCGACACCGCUGCCAUUGACGCACAAAUGAAGCUGGCAUCUUUAGAUCACCUCGCUGGAUACUCAACAAAGGCAUAUCCUGCACCCGUCACCCAAACCGCAACCACAGAAUAUACUCCCAAAGAUAUGGCGAAGGGAUAUCAGGUUCUCCGCGAGCCGGCGUGGAACAAGAGCACGUCGUUUACUCCCGAAGAGCGUGUGACAAAGAACCUCACUGGGCUCAUCCCCCACGUUAUGGAGAACAUGGACACCCAGGUGAUGCGUGCCAUGAAGAUGAUCAACUCGAGAUCAACACCCAUCGACAAAUACCUAUACCUGUCGACCCUCAAGUCGAGUAACAUCGACCUCUUCUACCGCGUUCUCAUCGACAACGUUGAGCAGCUCAUGCCCCUCGUCUACACACCCACGAUCGGCGACGUGUGCCUCCAAUACUCGACUCUGUACACCAGACCCGAGGCCCUAUACAUUUCCAUCAAGCAGAGGAAUUCCAUCCGCACAAUUCUCAAGAAUUGGCCGUAUCCCAAUCCGUCGAUUUGCGUGGUGACUGACGGUUCCCGCAUCCUCGGUCUUGGCGACCUCGGCGUAAACGGCGUUGGCAUUCCGAUCGGAAAGCUCGCGUUGUACACUGCUGCCGCCGGUAUCCACCCGGAGAAGACUCUCCCAAUUGUUCUCGACUAUGGCACCAACAAUGAGCAGAACCUCAGGGACCCGCUAUACCUUGGCCUCCGCCAGAAGCGCGUGUCCGUCAACGAGGCACGUGAGUUCAUGGAUGAGUUCAUGGAGGCCGUGACCGAUGUGUACCCGGAUAUGGUCGUUCAGUUCGAGGACUUCGAGACCGAGAAGGCCUUUGCCUACCUCGAGAGGUAUAAGCACAAGAAGGUCUUCAACGAUGACAUCCAGGGUACCGGAGCCGUCAUCCUUGCUGGCUACAUCGGAGCCGUGAACCUCUCCAACGUCCCCAUCGAGGACCAGAAGCUCGUCUUCAUGGGCGCCGGCAGCGCCGGUGUCGGUGUCGCCAAGCAGCUCCUCGAGUACUACACCCGCCGCGGUCUCACCGACGCCGAAGCUAAGGACAAGUUCUACCUCGUCGACACCAAGGGUCUCGUGACCAAGGACCGUGGCGACCGCCUCGCCGAGCACAAGAAGUUCUUCGCGCGCCACGACAACGCUGGACACCAGUUCAAGACCCUCGAGGAGGUCAUCGAAUACGUCAAGCCCACCGCCCUCGUUGGCCUCACCGCCACCCACGGCGUCUUCACCGAGUCCGUCGUCCGCGCCCUCAAGGCCUCCGUCGACGCCUCCGGUGCCGGCCGCCGCCCCAUCCUCUUCCCCCUCUCCAACCCUCUCACCAAGGCCGAGUGCACCUUCGAGCAGGCCGUCACCUGGACCGACGGAACCGCUUUGUUCGCUUCGGGAUCCCCAUUCUCCGCAUUCGAGACCAAGAUCGGAGACGUCACCACCACCCACUACCCCAACCAGGGUAACAACGUGUACAUCUUCCCCGGACUCGGCCUCGGCGCCAUCCUGGGUAAGGUGUCCCGCGUCACCGACGACAUGGUGUACACCUCCGCCCACGCGCUCUCCGGCUGCCUCAACAGCGAGGAGAUCGCUAAGGGACUCAUCUACCCGCAUAUCAGCCGCGUGCGCGACGCGUCUGCUGUUGUGGCGAGAGAGGUGAUGAAGUGUGCGCGUCGUGAUGGCGUGAGUGAGUUGCCAGAGGAGACGUGGUUGGAGUGGGAGGAGUGGGGAGAUGUGGCGCUGACGAACUGGAUUAAGGCCCAGGUGUAUGAUCCUGCUCCGGCUGCCGGGAGGUCGGGGAAGUUGUAGAUCUGUGGUGUGGUUGAUCUGAGGUUGAUGUUUUCUUUUUCUUUUGUUUUCUUCUGUGGAUGAGGUGAUUUCGUGGUGGUUGAUCCGAUGAGUUUGCUGGUUCCUCGUGUUGGUUUGUCAUUGUUGUUGACGUUUGCCGAUGAUGAUGAUCAAACGACCGAGGAACAAAGGACAGACUGUCAGGAAGUUAGUGAAUUUGUUGGUACAGAGCGGGAAACUAUGCAUUCAAUCGGCGGCGGCGGGGAAAAAAUUGGGAAUGGAAUGGAUCGGUGGGGGUAACAAGGAACGAAAUGAGAGAGAGAGAGUUGAUACCACAUUUUCUGUAUUUUUCGCUGAGCGGGACGGAUGGAAUGGAUGAGCGGAGACGAACCGGGAAGACGUGUGUUUUUUUUGCGCUAUAUUUCCGUUUUUCUUUCGACCUUUUUUAAUUGUGUUGUUUUCGUUUUUAGCUAGAUAAGUGUGUUAAGAUGGGUGGGGGCCGGGUGGUGUGCCCAUGGUUAGGUAGUUUCCAAUCUGAUGAAGAUGAAGAUGGAAUACUUUGGUUUUGGAUUACUUGUGUGUGAGAUGUGUGAGAUGCGAGGUGGAUGUUGAAACGUAUGAUGGAUGGAGUUUGGUUGAGUGUGUAUGGAGAGAAACACUUCAUGGUCGCUGCCAUCCGUCGUGGUAAGGAGGCCUGACUCUCCAGUUCAGACAGUCUCUUUCCCCCGCCCAGCACUGUUCGACUCUGUUGUGUCUGGAGCGUUAAGGUGAUUUCGGCGAGACUGUUAGAUUUCGCUACACCUUCUUAAUCUUCUGUUUGACUUGGAUAUCUCUGGGAGGGUGGCGAGAAAGAAGAGGUGCGGCGGCAAGAAAGAUGGGGGGUAGUGAGAAAAGGAAGAGGUGGCCGAGAAGAGCGAGUGGUGGUGGUGAGAAGUGGGAGGGGGUGGUGAGAAAAGAGGGUAGUAAGAACCGCCCUUCGAUUUUCAAGCCGAAAUUGGCUGGCCGGGAAUUCUUUCGGCAGGUGUCUUACUCUCUCCUGAUCCAUUCUAUUUCCUUUCGCCCGAGCCGCGUCCUCUCCUAAAAUGCUUCUCCUGGUGCCCUGUUGUUCGUGGCCGGCGGUUGGCUUAAAUAAAGGAGCCAGCCAUGCUGCUGCCGAUAAUGGGGUUGCCUGUGUGAGAGACACGUGAGGGUGCGAGAUGAUGUAUUGUAUAUGCCAGCUUUGUUCAACACUGAGAUGUCUAGAAUGUGUUUCUCGAACACACUCUACGACCUAUGG
Molecule: messenger RNA, 4333 nt
Organism: Pseudogymnoascus verrucosus
Lineage: Eukaryota; Fungi; Ascomycota; Leotiomycetes; Thelebolales; Thelebolaceae
Exons: 4
Coding region: 679-3078 (799 amino acids)
Biological process (GO): malate metabolic process; pyruvate metabolic process
Cellular component (GO): mitochondrion
Molecular function (GO): malate dehydrogenase (decarboxylating) (NAD+) activity; NAD binding
Source: RefSeq, a predicted model, not a curated record